CGACGCCCUCAAGAUCCGCCCUCAAAAUGAGUCACCGUAAGUACGAAGCCCCCCGUCACGGUUCGCUUGGUUUCCUGCCCCGCAAGCGUGCUGCGCGCCAUCGCGGAAAGGUCAAGGCCUUUCCUAAGGAUGACCCCAAGAAACCCGUCCACUUGACGGCCAUUUUGGGCUACAAGGCGGGCAUGACCCACGUUGUUCGUGAUCUUGAGCGUCCUGGAUCCAAGAUGCACAAGCGCGAGGUCGUGGAGGCGGUCACAAUCGUCGAGACUCCCCCACUCAUUGUUGUCGGUGUUGUUGGUUACGUCGAGACUCCUCGUGGUCUCCGAACCCUUACCACCGUCUGGGCCUCCCACCUCUCCGACGAGCUUAAACGUCGGUUUUACAAGAACUGGUACCGCUCGAAGAAGAAGGCGUUCACCCGCUACGCUAAGAAGCACGCGGAGGACGGCGGCAAGUCGAUCGCCCGCGAGCUCGAGCGUAUCCGCAAGUACUGCACCGUUGUCCGUGUUCUUGCCCACACCCAGAUCCGCAAGACCGGUCUCUCCCAGAAGAAGGCCCACCUCAUGGAGAUCCAGGUUAACGGUGGCUCUGUUGUGGACAAGGUCGAGUUCGCGCACGGUCUGUUCGAGAAGCCCGUCGAGGUCAGCAGCGUCUUCGAGCAGGACGAGGUCGUCGAUGUCAUCGCGGUGACGAAGGGUCACGGUUUCGAGGGUGUCACCCACCGUUGGGGUACCAAAAAGCUUCCUCGCAAGACUCACAAGGGUCUUCGCAAGGUUGCUUGUAUCGGUGCCUGGCAUCCGUCUAAGGUCAUGUUCUCCGUUGCUCGUGCUGGUCAAAACGGUUACCAUCACCGUACCGAACUCAACAAGAAGAUCUACCGCAUCGGCCGUGGCGAAGACGAUGGCAACGCCUCGACCGAGCACGACAUUACUAAGAAGACCAUCACUCCCCUGGGUGGCUUCCCCCACUACGGUAUCGUCAAGAACGACUACCUCAUGCUCAAGGGUUCCAUCCCUGGAACUAAGAAGCGUGUCAUCACCAUCCGCAAGUCGCUCAUGGUUCACACCUCUCGUCGGGACCUCGAGAAGGUCCAGCUCAAGUUCAUCGACACGUCGUCCAAGUUCGGCCACGGCGCGUUCCAGACCUUCGAGGAAAAGGCCGCGUUCCUUGGAACGCUCAAGGCCCGGGCUUGAUUUGGUGUCGCUUUACGUACUAUUCGCUCUACCGUUAUACUGCAUCAUCCACACUAUGCUUCGUAUUGCCCAAUGACAUGAUACGCCAUGCAACAUCUCGGUUGUACAUCAU
Molecule: messenger RNA, 1305 nt
Organism: Dichomitus squalens LYAD-421 SS1
Lineage: Eukaryota; Fungi; Basidiomycota; Agaricomycetes; Polyporales; Polyporaceae
Product: 60S ribosomal protein L3
Exons: 7
Coding region: 27-1193 (388 amino acids)
Biological process (GO): ribosomal large subunit assembly; translation
Cellular component (GO): ribosome; cytosolic large ribosomal subunit
Molecular function (GO): RNA binding; structural constituent of ribosome
Source: RefSeq, a predicted model, not a curated record